Molecule: messenger RNA, 1461 nt
Organism: Electrophorus electricus (electric eel)
Lineage: Eukaryota; Metazoa; Chordata; Actinopteri; Gymnotiformes; Gymnotidae
Source: RefSeq, a predicted model, not a curated record
AUGAAGGACCUCCCUACAUGGAUUUCCAGACAUGCAUUGGCUAAAGGUAAAUCUUGCCUCUCAUGUUCCUCAGGUGGCAGUGGCCAGUUGGUACAAAUGGACAGCGACAUGUCGGGCUAUGUGGGCUCGCAGGUGGAGCUGCGCUGCUGUUUCAUCAACAGCAACCCACCCGUAAAGGUCUCUCAGGUCACCUGGCAGAGGGUCCUCAAUGGGACCAAGCAGAAUGUGGCCAUCGCCAACCCCUCCCUGGGUGUGUCUGUGCUGCCUUCCUUCAACGAGCGUGUGAGAUUUAAGAGCCCAGCUGUGCGCCAAAGGAUGCCGUCCCUAGAGGACACCACCAUUGUCCUCAACAACUUGAGACUGACCGAUGAGGCCACCUAUAUCUUCCUUCAUUACAAUCAUGCAGCUCGACCUAGGGUCCGGAUCACCCUAACCAAACCCACAAUAGUGGCGGGCCCUAAAGCUCAGAAAAUGACUGUGGCCACAUGUAUCUCAGCUAAUGGGAAGCCAGCCAGCAUGAUCACAUGGGAGAGCGAGCUGAAUGGAGAAGCCAGUACUCAGGAGAUCCUGAAUGCUGAUGGCACGAUCACAUUACGCAGUGACUACAUAGUGGUGCCCAGUAGAGCAACCCAUCAGCAGCAAGUCACCUGCAUCUUCACCUACAAUGACGAACAGUACACAGACAGCGUCUCCCUCAACAUACAGUAUGAGCCGGAAGUGAUCACUGAGGGCUUUGAAGGGAACUGGUAUAUAAACCGAAAGAAUGUUCAGCUCACUUGCCUAGCUGAUGCUAACCCAGCCAUCUCUUUCUUUCAGUGGACAUAUCUAAAUAGCUCCAUGCCAAAGUUAGCUGAGUUGCUUGAGGAUGCGCUGAUCUUCAAGGGUGCUGUAAGCUAUGAGCUAGCAGGCACCUACCUCUGGAAUGGCACCAACAGCAUUGGCACAGGCUCAGCUUCAGUAGAGGUCACUGUAACAGAAUUCCCUCAUCUCUUGCAUGGGGUGUCUCAGGAAAAGCUGCGAGCAGGGGCUGCCAUUGCUGGAGCUGUUGUGUGUGGUUUGGUGAUGCUGGCAGCUGUCACAUUGCUGGCAGUAUUCUUCAAUCACCACAGACACACAUUUAAAGGAGAUUAUAACACCAGGAAACAGGUCCUGGGCAAUGGCUUCAGCAAAGCUGCCAGCUUGCCAUCAUUUCCCUCUCUGCUUCAAAGCCUGAUCUACCAUUUGGGUGAUGAAAAGAAGUCAGAACUAUAUGGAAACGUAUGGUUAGAUGAACACAUUCAGGAGUUCCAUAUGUACCCUGAAAGCAGGAUGAAGGCCUACAGCACAGUGGAAGAAAACAAAGCUUUUAGAUAUGAUGAACAGAGCUAUCUGUAUAAUUGUGGAGCUGAAAUGGAAAUCUCAGUGGAUAUGGUUCCUCAAAUGGACGGUUCUAUCCUCUCCAAAGAGGAGUGGUAUGUGUGA